This is a messenger RNA of Panonychus citri (citrus red mite), 2853 nucleotides long. RefSeq lists its product as uncharacterized. NCBI's taxonomy places the organism in Eukaryota, Metazoa, Arthropoda, Arachnida, Trombidiformes, Tetranychidae. The record is from RefSeq and is a predicted model, not a curated record. Gene Ontology annotation, molecular function: protein binding.
UGUCUCCUUUUCGUUCAAUCCUCUGUCUAUUGUUUUCUUUUGUUAGUUUUCUUCUAGAGAUCAUCAGAUAUUGAUGGUAAACUCAAUAUGUUUUAAAUUGUAUUACAAAAGUAAAUUGUUUCAAUAAUUUGGUCAAAUUAAACUUUCCCCUUCGAAGACCAAAUCAGCUUAUUAGUGUUUCGAGUCUCCAUUUAUAAUCUUGAUAUUAUCUAAAUUUGAAUAAUCAUAUUUCUGAUUCUUUGUCUCUCUCUCUCUCUUUCUCUCUUUCUUUCUUUCUCUUCUCUCUCACUCUCUCUCUGUUGGUAUUAACCUCUAAAAUCGUACCUCUUACUGUUUCUCUCUCAGUGUGUGUGUUUAUUUAUAAGACAAAAUGACCUUUAUGUUUAAAAAUGAUUCUAAACAAAAUCGACUUGCGAAUGGUCAUCAUGGUCUUUCGAUGAUAGUUAAUUGGUUAACUUGUAUUAUAUUUACCAUUUAUUUACCUUCCUUAAUCUCUGGAAAUAACAGUAAACCCUUUUAUACGAAAAGUGAUCUAGUUAUCGAUUCUUUUGUGAUUAAAACAAACACCAUCAUACGAACCUCCGAUUCCCUUAAUGCAGGAGCCAAAUAUCUAAGUGAAACCGAAAUGUCCUCCAGCCAACAGUGUCUUCUUUGGUGUUGGGAUAAUCGUAACUGUACCCUUGCAGUUUAUGAAGAAAAGAGUCAAGGAAGUUGCUAUUUAUUUGAUUGUGGUCCACCUGACCAGAUGAAAUGUAAAUUCACUGGACAUGAUCAUUAUACAAGUUCAUUGAUAAAAUUUAAUCGAUACUCUGUUGAUGGUAACACGAUUGACCAAAGGAAUCAGGCUAAACACGAAAGUGAUCUGGUCAAUCUAAGAUCAACCUCAACCUCAACAACUUCAGCAAAGCCAAUUCCAAUUUCUAACAACAAUUCCAACGGUGUUUAUGUUACAUCAACAACCUCUGGGAGUUUAAUUCUUCCACCAUCUUCAGGAUUAUCACCGUAUACAUCUACUUCCGCGUCAAUCAAUGCUUGUAAACGUCAUCAAUUUCAAUGUCGUAAUUCAAGUGAUUGCAUAGCAAUUUAUAAUGUUUGUGAUGGGAUUGUUCAAUGUUCCGAUGGAUCUGAUGAAGCUGUUGACCUGCACUGCCCAUCGGAAUCAGUUUAUACUUCAAUUGAGUCUCAAGUGGCGAUUCCUCCUCCUAAUGGUGGAUCAAAUCAUCAAAGAUCAGCAUCACCUCCAAUUGCGGCAUCACCUUCGUCAUCCUCGUCAUCUUCCUCGACAUCAGUCUCAUCUUCUGUACCUUCGUCGACAAUCAACUUUUCAAACUCCCCAAAUAAAAAUGAGAUGAAGGAAAAUGAAGUAACUAAUGGAAUAAAAAAUCAUCCAUUCGACUCCAAGAAACCAAUCGAUGCGACAGAUUUCAAUUAUCCAAAGAGCCCUGACUUUGUGAAUGACCUGAAAGAGAAUGGUAGAUUACCGAUGAAUUCGCAUAAGUUCAACGACUUUAAUCCCGGUCGAGAUAAAUUUGAGGCUAAAUCAUAUUAUCCAAAUUACGGAGGACAAUACUAUCAACCACCCCCACCGCCACCACCACCGCCGUCAUCUUUGUCAGCUCCUGGUGCUCAUGGUGAUUUCUAUAAUGGACCAAGACCGCGAGGAUUUCCCGAUAGUGAUUAUCCUAAUAACUUUCCUCGAGAUGUCAACUAUUGGCAACCAGAGACUGGGUUAGUUGGUCCUAAUUCAAAUAUGAGAUCAAACAAUUUAGAUCACAGUUUAAUCAAUUCAAUUUAUCAUCAAUAUCGGUCACCAAAUGAAAUUGGACCAAUGAGCGUUAAUGGUAACGACGGAAUAGCUUCUCACCCUCAAACUUCACCACUUAUAAGGAGUCCCUGGUCUAAAAACUCGUACAUAGAUUCUUACCCUCACAAGCCGAGUGAAACACCAAACAAUCAGAAUAAUCAAGUAACUGGUAUGGAAUUGGCAGAGAAUCAAGGGUCAGUAUCAGGUGGAGCAAAUAACGACGGUAAUAAUAAUAGUAAUCGACAAAAUGUAAUGGCUCGAACAGCUCAGGAAUAUUCACCACCAGUUCGAAAGGCCAAAAAUUCCCAGUCAUUCGCGGAUGAUCUAAAAGAACACGCAAACAAGAUAGAAACGGGCACACGAACAGUAGCACCAACAACAACAGUGCAACCGAUUGUCAGUCCAACACCAACGCUUCAAGUAGCACCAAACAAAGCGGUUGCACAUUUGAAUUCCGAUAAGAUGACCAACGAUUGGGAAAUGCCGAUCGCGGUCACACAUUUAAGUAGCUCCCAGUCGGGUAGAGACACAAAUUCAGCGGUCAUUGCGCUGGUUCUCGGAGUUGGCAUAAGCGCAAUGCUGAUCGCACUGGUCGGUUGUCGGAUGAAAUUCAUAAAGAGACGAAUCGCCCGGCGAGGUCGCAAUUUAGCCCAUGAUGCUGAUUAUCUUGUCAACGGAAUGUACCUUUGAAACCAAAGUAUUAAAAAGAAGAUGACAAACAAUUAAAUCAACACGAGAAAAAGGAAGAGAGCGAAACAACAAAAACAAGAUAAAUGUACUAUUUUGACCCCGGCGAAAAGCGAUGAGGCGACAGUUUGACCUUACGAAAAGACCACAAAGAAAUAAGCUUAGCUUGACACAGAAAAUUCCUUUUGUUUUGUAGCUACAAUCAGUUACCAUUUUCAAUCCGUUUUUCUUUCACUUCUAAAUUUGAAAAUGUUAACCCAUUCAAAGAACAGGUAAUUCAUUCCCUCUGAAUGAAAUCAAUCAAAAUACUAAAUCAAUUAAAUUGGAUGGAAAUUUUCACUCGAUUAAACCUUUAUAAUGGA